AUGAGUUCUUACAAUCCAUUCAGUCAGUCCUCUAGUUAUUUAGAGCUUCUCAACAGUCAAGGAGAGUCACUUAACCAAGAAAACUCUCCUUAUGAGAGUUUUCCACCACCUGGCCACAAUGGUGCUUAUGAAAUAGCUCCUUGGAGCUCUCAACAAUCCCAGGAUGCACCUCUUUCUCAAGAGACACCUGUUAGGAAGGAUAGGAAGAAAUGGAAUCCGACUGACGAUGAAAUUCUUAUCAGUGCGUGGUUGAACACUUCAAAGGACCCGAUUAUUGCAAAUCAACAAAAGGGAGGAAGUUUUUGGCAAAGGGUUAAAAAAUACUAUGCAGAGUCUCCUCAUGCUAUAGCCAAUGGUGAACAGGGGCUGAACAUAAACUCUAAGCAGAGGUGGUUCAAGAUCAAUGAGUACACUAACAAGUUCUGCGGGGCUUAUGCAGCUGCAGAGAGACUAAACAGUAGUAGACACUCUGAGAACGAUGUGCUGAAGGUGGCUCACGACAUCUACUUCUCUGACUAUAAGACGAAGUAUACAAUGGAACAUUGCUGGUGUUUGUUAAGGUUUGAGCAGAAAUGGCUGAACCUUAACGCUAUUAACACCCCUUCACCUUCAGUCAGAACAAAGAGGAAACCAGUUGCUGCAGCUUCACAAUCUGAGGCAGCUUCACAAUCCGAGGCAACCCACACUGAGGAAGACUUUGAGAAAAGGCCUCAAGGUAUCAAGGCUGCAAAGGCCAUCAGGAACAAUGCUCAGGGGAAGGCUCUUGCUGAGUACAAGAGCAUGUGGGAAGUAAAGAAAGUGGAUAUGGCUGAAAAGGAGAAGCUACAUAAGCUUGGCAUACUAGACACACUUCUUGCCAAACCAGAGCCACUUAGUGCAGUUGAUCAAGUUAUCAAGGAUAAGAUAGUGGCUCAGUAUUUCUGUGAUUGA
This is a messenger RNA of Camelina sativa (false flax), 930 nucleotides long. RefSeq names its product glutathione S-transferase T3-like. Lineage: Eukaryota; Viridiplantae; Streptophyta; Magnoliopsida; Brassicales; Brassicaceae. The record is from RefSeq and is a predicted model, not a curated record.